AUGGCCCAAGAAGUUCCAACAUUUAAAUUGGUGUUAGUCGGAGACGGAGGUACUGGUAAGACCACCUUCGUCAAGAGACACUUGACUGGAGAAUUUGAAAAGAAAUACAUCGCCACCUUGGGUGUAGAGGUGCAUCCUUUAGGUUUCCACACCGAUUUUGGUGAAUUGAAAUUUGAUGUGUGGGAUACCGCUGGACAAGAGAAGUUUGGUGGAUUGAGAGACGGCUACUACAUCAACGGUCAAUGUGGAAUCAUCAUGUUUGACGUUACAUCUAGAAUCACUUACAAGAAUGUUCCCAACUGGCACCGUGAUUUGGUGAGAGUUUGCGAGAACAUUCCAAUUGUGUUGUGUGGAAACAAGGUCGAUGUCAAGGAAAGAAAGGUCAAGGCCAAGACCAUCACAUUCCACAGAAAGAAGAACUUGCAAUACUACGACAUCUCCGCCAAAUCCAACUACAACUUUGAAAAGCCAUUUUUGUGGUUAGCCAGAAAGUUGGUCGGUAACCCACAAUUGAGCUUUGUGGCUGCCCCAGCCUUGGCUCCUCCUGAGGUCCAGGUGGAUGCCGAGUUGAUGCAAAAAUACCAGCAAGAGAUGGACCAGGCCACGGCUUUGCCAUUGCCCGAUGAGGAUGAUGCUGAUUUGUAG
Messenger RNA from Meyerozyma guilliermondii ATCC 6260, 645 nucleotides. It is a transcript of the gene GSP1, whose product is annotated as Ran GTPase. Gene Ontology annotation, molecular function: GTP binding; GTPase activity. Gene Ontology annotation, cellular component: cytoplasm; nucleus. Gene Ontology annotation, biological process: ribosomal subunit export from nucleus; protein import into nucleus. NCBI's taxonomy places the organism in Eukaryota, Fungi, Ascomycota, Pichiomycetes, Serinales, Debaryomycetaceae. The transcript has a single exon. Bases 1 to 645 code for a protein of 214 amino acids. The record is from RefSeq and is a predicted model, not a curated record.